Molecule: messenger RNA, 760 nt
Organism: Vollenhovia emeryi
Lineage: Eukaryota; Metazoa; Arthropoda; Insecta; Hymenoptera; Formicidae
Gene: MagR
Product: iron-sulfur cluster assembly 1 homolog, mitochondrial
Exons: 3
Coding region: 44-436 (130 amino acids)
Biological process (GO): iron-sulfur cluster assembly
Cellular component (GO): mitochondrion; cytoplasm
Molecular function (GO): 2 iron, 2 sulfur cluster binding
Source: RefSeq, a predicted model, not a curated record
AUCGCUACCCAGUUGGCAGGUCCGUCUUUGUUGCACAUUCAAGAUGGCCUCCUCUACGGUGGCGACCGCCACGAUACGAGCUGUAAAGGGAAGGAAAAUUCUUUCGACUCGCGCCGCGCUCACUCUGACACCGAACGCUGUCAAGAAGAUAAAGGAAAUUUUGAAAGAUAAAUGCGAAUAUAUCGGUCUCAAGGUUGGAGUACGUCAGCGGGGAUGUAACGGUUUGAGCUACACCCUCGACUAUGCCAAAGAGAAAUCCAAGCUUGACGAGGAGGUGGCUCAGGAUGGCGUUCGCAUAUUCAUCGAUCGAAAGGCACAGCUGUCUCUUCUUGGAACAGAAAUGGAUUACACCGAGAACAAAUUGAGCUCCGAGUUUAUAUUCAAUAAUCCAAAUAUUAAAGGGACAUGUGGAUGUGGAGAAAGUUUUUCAGUCUAGUGAAAAUUUUAUGUAACACAUAUUGUCGUACUUGUACGUGAUAUGUAAUUACAUGUAAUUAGUUAGUUAAAUUUAGGACCUUUAAUAUAUCUUGUGAUAUACGAUAGCAUAUCUCUGUCUCUUCUCACAGUCGGAGAAUUGAAUCUGUAAAACUGGUGUAACGAUCAUCAUGAUUUAUCAUUUUCCGUAAGUUUUGUAUAUACCUUGCCAUCUACUGUUAUACAUAUAUAUAUCUCGUUAUGUUUUUGUUUUAUGAUACGUGUUCACCGUAGGAUAAUUAAAGCUAUAUUAUGAGGGAGAGUAAAAAUGUAUUUUCUAUUCAUA